AUGUCCAUUGGGGACUUCUUGGCCGACGAUAGCCUCGGCUCCUGGGCUGAUGAGAUGGAGGAUAUGCCCGUUCCAGCUGUGCCCUCUGGUCCCAGCUUCGGGGACCGUCGCCCUCCUCCCAUGAGUGGCAUGGGGUUCAACGGUGGUUUCGAACCCCGUGAGACCCGUGGUGGAUAUGCCGUCCGCGAGCCCCUCGCCCUUCCCACCGAGCCUCCGUUCACUGCACACGUUGGCAAUCUGUCCUUCGAAGCGACCGCCGAUGAUAUUUCCGAUCUGUUUGCUGGGUGUGGCGUGACCAAUGUCCGCAUUGUGGAGGACAAGUUGACCAAGGCCCCCAAGGGUUUUGGCUACGUUGAAUUCGAGACCGUCGAUGGUUUGCAGAAGGCCCUCGAUCUGUCCGGUACCACCCUCCAGGGCCGGACCAUCCGUACCAGCGUUGCUGAGCCUCCCAAGGAGUCCUCCCGCGCUGAUUUCCCUUUGGCCGCAACAUGGAUGCUGCCUCCGAUGCUGGGAGCGAGCGCGGUGGUCGCCGCAACAACUUUGAAGGUGAUGGAAAGUUCCGUGACUUCGGUAACUGGGAGCGCAAAGGCCCUCUUUCCCCCCCCCGCUGGCCCUCCCCGCGAGGGCGGCCGCCCUCGCAACAACGACGGCCCCGGCUCAUCCGGCUUCCGACGAAGCUCCCCUGGCUGGGGUGAGGGACGCUCGCAGGAUGGCUCCCGCCCCCCGCGCCCCGAGCGCACUCCUACCGCCGCCGAGAUGGACAACCAGUGGCGCUCGAAAAUGCGCCCCGACCAGCCCGCCGCUCCCAAGGAGUCCAGCAGCCCCACUUCUCCUGUUGCUCCCGCUACUCGCCCGAAGUUGAAUCUCGCAAAGCGUACCGUCUCCGAUGCCGUGUCCAGCCCAGCGUCCUCCGGAGGCGACUCGAAGGCCAGCCCCUUCGGCGCUGCCCGCCCCAUCGAUACCGCUACCCGUGAGCGUGAAGUAGAGGAAAAGCGCCAGCUUGCUAUUCGCCAAAAGAAGGAGGCCGAUGAUAAGGCGAAGGCUGAGAAGCCGGAGAAGACCGAGAAAUCCGAGAAGUCCGAGAAGCCUAAGAACACCAAGGAGCCCUCGAAGGAGCACAAGCCCGGCAUGGAUUCCAACAAGGAUGCUAUUGAGCCUCCUCGUGGUGGUGGUAACUUUGAGAUCCUCCGGCGGGCCGGUGGGGAUGAGAGCGGCAUGGCUGCUGACAAGGAGCCCGAGGAGACCGCCGCUUCUACUGCGGCCACCGAGGAGCCGGCCAAGGAGUCGGCCACUAAUGGCAGCUGGAGAGCCGCGGAGACCGCUGAUGAUAAUGACGGAUGGAGUACUGUGGACACAACGAAGAAGCGCGGCCGCCGUGGUGGUCGUUUUUAA
Messenger RNA from Penicillium macrosclerotiorum, 1392 nucleotides. Its product is annotated as translation initiation factor 4B. The record is from RefSeq and is a predicted model, not a curated record. Gene Ontology annotation, molecular function: RNA binding. NCBI's taxonomy places the organism in Eukaryota, Fungi, Ascomycota, Eurotiomycetes, Eurotiales, Aspergillaceae. Bases 1 to 1392 code for a protein of 463 amino acids. The transcript is spliced from 7 exons.